Musa acuminata subsp. malaccensis (wild Malaysian banana) is the source of this 2265-nucleotide messenger RNA. RefSeq names its product probable indole-3-acetic acid-amido synthetase GH3.1. NCBI's taxonomy places the organism in Eukaryota, Viridiplantae, Streptophyta, Magnoliopsida, Zingiberales, Musaceae. Gene Ontology annotation, cellular component: cytoplasm. Gene Ontology annotation, molecular function: acid-amino acid ligase activity. The record is from RefSeq and is a predicted model, not a curated record.
CCCCCUCCCAAAAAGAAUCACAGCUCGUAGGCUGUUGCUUCAGCUUGAUUCACCGUCACCACCAUGCCAGAAGCGCCUAAGCUCGUGCUGCCGCCAGCUGUGGUUCCGGAGGAGCACCGGCAAGCUCUCCAUUUCAUCGAAGAUGUGACCGCGAACGCCGACCUCGUCCAGCGCCGCGUGCUUGUGGAGAUCCUCUCGCAGAACGCCGCCGCCGAUUACUUGCACCGUCACGGCCUCUCCGGCCGAGCUGUCCCCGACCCCGACGCCUUCAAGCGCCUCGUCCCGGUCGUCACCUACGAAGAUCUCCAGCCCGACAUCCUCCGCAUCGCGCAUGGUGACACCUCCCCCAUCCUCUCCGGCCGCCCCAUCUCCGAAUUCCUCACCAGCUCCGGGACGUCGGGCGGCGAGCGGAAGCUGAUGCCGACGAUCGACGAUGAGCUCGACCGCCGCUCUCUACUCUACAGCUUGCUCAUGCCGGUGAUGAGCCAAUUCGUGCCUGGCCUCGACAAGGGCAAGGGAAUGUACCUGCUUUUCGUUAAGUCGGAGGCGCGGACUCCCGGUGGCCUCGUCGCCCGCCCCGUGCUCACCAGCUACUACAAGAGCCGCCACUUCCUCAGCCGGCCAUUUGACCCCUACAACGUCUACACCAGCCCGAACGAAGCCAUCCUCUGCUCGGACUCCUACCAGAGCAUGUACUCUCAGCUCCUCUGCGGCCUUAUUCAGCGAACCCAGGUGGUUCGCGUUGGCGCCGUCUUUGCAUCCGGCUUCAUCCGCGCCAUACGCUUCCUGGAGAAGCACUGGCCCAGCCUCUGCCGCGACAUCAGGACCGGCGAGCUCGACCCCGACAUCACCGACCGGGCCGUGCGCGAGGCGGUGGCGUGCGUGCUGCGCCCGGAUCCGGAGCUGGCGCUGCAGAUCGAGACCGAGUGCCGCAAGGGGUCGUGGCAGGGCAUCAUAUCCCGGUUGUGGCCCAACACCAAGUACGUCGACGUGAUUGUCACCGGUGCCAUGGCACAGUACAUCCCGACGCUUGAUUUCUACAGCGACUGCCUGCCGCUGACGUGCACGAUGUACGCGUCGUCGGAGUGCUACUUCGGGCUCAAUCUCGACCCCACGUGCACGCCCAGUGACGUCUCCUACACGUUGAUCCCCACCAUGGCCUACUUCGAGUUCCUCCCCAUCCAAAAAUGCAGCGACAACGGCGGUGUGGAGUUGGAUCACCACGACUUGGUCGACCUCGUCGACGUGAAGCUCGGCCAGGAGUACGAGCUCGUCGUCACUACCUACGCUGGGCUGUAUCGGUAUAGAAUCGGUGACGUGCUGAGGGUGGCGGGAUUCAAGAACAAGGCACCGCAAUUCAACUUCAUUCGGCGGAAGAAUGUGGCGUUGAGCAUCGAUUCCGACAAGACCGACGAGGUGGAGCUCCACGACGCAGUGGGUAACGCGGUGAACAACCUGGAGCCAUUUGGGACGUCGCUGGUGGAGUACACCAGCUACGCGGACACGUCGAGCAUCCCCGGCCACUACGUGCUGUUUUGGGAACUGCGUGCCGGUGGGACGCCGGUGCCACCCUCGGUGUUCGAGGACUGCGGCCUGACGGUGGAGGAGUCACUGAACAGCGUGUACCGGCAGGGGCGAGUGUGUGACAAGUCGAUCGGGCCGCUGGAGAUCCGCGUGGUGGCGGAAGGGACGUUCGACAAGCUAAUGGACUAUGCGCUGAGCCAGGGCGCCUCCAUCAACCAGUAUAAGGCGCCGCGGUGCGUGCGGGCAGGGCCGGUCGUCGACCUGCUGGAUGGGCGAGUGAAGUCCCGGUUCUUCAGCCCCAAGUGUCCCAAGUGGCGGCCGGGCCACAAGCAAUGGAACAUGGACGAUACUGGCAUCUAAUGCAAAUCGUCAUCAUCUAAUCGGAGAGUACAAGUCGGAGCAGUGGAUAUUAGCUUUUAGUCACAAUAGCCAGCGGUUAAAUGUAGAGAAAUAGGUGUCCUUAUUCUCCCUCCCUCAUUUUUCCUACUUCCUCUGCUAGUUUUUCUUUUUUGGUUCCCCUUUUGUCUUUUUCGCUUUUGGAGUUUUAGAUAGUAUACGAGUAGCUUCGCUAGGAGGUCAUCUCAGCUUUGUACAAACUACCACUCUCGAUCGAGGAAGGGAUGCCUUUCUCUCAAGUAAUGUUAUGAUGUUCUUGUAGAUUCAGAGCUUCCAUUUCAUGCCCACUCAGCGUUGGCAACUCUGAGAAGUCGUCAUGUCUUGGUUCAUGACCCCAAUCACAAA